CAACAAUAGUAAUCAUGUCGCGAGGUCUACUACGACUUCGGUUUCCCCGGCCGAGGACCUUCCUCGGCUUCAUGUCCCUCCAAACCGGCACUGAGCUGAUCGCCCUCUCGCUCGUCUUCAACCGCAUCACGGGCAUCUACGGCAUCCUGGCCCUCUUCACCGGCUUCCCGCUCUCCUUCCUGCAGAUCUCGCUCUACCUGCUCUCCCUCCUCGUCGUCGGCUCGCUGGCGUACCUGAUCCCGCACAUCCGACAACAAUCGCCCUUCCAGAACCUGGCGCUCGCUUUUCUGUACGGCAUCGACACCCUCCUCAACUUUGCCUACGUCACCUUCUUCGCUACGACCUGGUAUCUGAGCCAGUUCCACGACCCCCAGGGCCCUGCGAGCAAGGGCGACAUUCCCGAGAGCGCGAGCCCGUCGAAUGGCGAGGGAUACGAGCACGAUGAUGCGCAGAAGAAUCAGCUGGAGAAGGCGGUGGGUGUGCAGGAAUCCGCGGCUAGCAUGUGCCUCGUUGUCGGGUUCACGCUGAUCAGGAUCUACUUUGCGCUGGUGGUCUGCGCGUAUGCCAGGGCGGCGGUGCAGAGAUAUGUGGACAUGAACAGCGGAUGGGCUGGUGGUCCCCUGGGUUCUGGGGAGGUUGAUGAUGAUAAUGGCAAGGAGGAGGGACACGCGGCGGAUCCGUUUGUGGAGGGCGCGCCGCUGGGUGAAGGGUGGCAGGGCAAGAUGGGCCGGAUGAUGGUCGGGUUUGGGAGGGGGUAUUGGUUGGGAGGGAGGAAGGAGGACGAGGAGUGGGCGAGGGAGAUUGGGGGGCGGUCGAGGGGUGGGAAAUACUCUAGGGUAUAAGGCUGAGACUUGCGAAGGUUUCAUUUUGAGCCUUCUUUGCUAGAGGACGCCGAGUUAUCGAGGAGCUCGAGAAGCUCGAGGCUCCAUGGUUGGCUUCCCGUUUCAAGCCCUUAUUGAACGACGACAUAGCGAGCAAUCAUCCGGCAUACGACACAGCAUGCAUGCACGGCAUAGACGAGGCGUUGGCCGCGACAGCGAAGCGAGCCACC
This is a messenger RNA of Neurospora tetraspora, 1051 nucleotides long. Its product is annotated as Inositolphosphorylceramide synthase subunit Kei1-domain-containing protein. Gene Ontology annotation, molecular function: inositol phosphoceramide synthase regulator activity. The record is from RefSeq and is a predicted model, not a curated record. Gene Ontology annotation, biological process: inositol phosphoceramide metabolic process. NCBI's taxonomy places the organism in Eukaryota, Fungi, Ascomycota, Sordariomycetes, Sordariales, Sordariaceae. The transcript has 2 exons. Gene Ontology annotation, cellular component: Golgi membrane; inositol phosphoceramide synthase complex. The coding region runs from base 15 to 842 and encodes 275 amino acids.